Molecule: messenger RNA, 3340 nt
Organism: Lytechinus variegatus (green sea urchin)
Lineage: Eukaryota; Metazoa; Echinodermata; Echinoidea; Temnopleuroida; Toxopneustidae
Exons: 6
Coding region: 31-2814 (927 amino acids)
Biological process (GO): G protein-coupled receptor signaling pathway; cell surface receptor signaling pathway
Cellular component (GO): membrane
Molecular function (GO): G protein-coupled receptor activity
Source: RefSeq, a predicted model, not a curated record
UCUUCGAUUUGAAAACAAAGUGAAGACAGAAUGACACUGAAAGGCGGGUUUGUCCUAUUGUUUCUCCUGAUAUUUUCCUCAUUUCGUGACUGUUCCAAUGCGGAGCAUGAUUCUGGUCCUGAUGGCGGAUAUCAAUCUACACCGGGUUUGACUGGAGCCCGAAGAGGUAAUGUUACAGCGGAUAUAACUUCUGAAAGAAAUGAACGAGAUACUCUGCAGUCCAGUUCUGAGGCGGAUUCUCAGCUUUCAUUUCUCGGGUCUCCCGAUAUCGAUUGGAGUGACUAUUCUUCACCCUACUCAUCAAGCGAAGUUCCAAUCUCCUAUACAACUUGGAUGUGUCCUACCGAUUCAGACAAGUGUGUGAACUUCUCUGCAUUCAUACAUGAAUGUGAAAUGAAUUCAACGAUAAUUGAAUCUGCGUACUGCACCUGUGAUUACGACUGCGAAUUUUUCGACGACUGUUGCUAUGGAUACAAAGUGACAAAUAGUACAGCGCAGGAGCCUGAAACGAUGGAUCUUGAUAAGCAAUAUUGGAGUUGCACCGCAUUUUCCAUUGGCGUCGCACACAACUCAUCUUGCAUUUACAACCACUUUGUAGUUAGUCGAUGUCCGCCAGUAUCUGAAACUGACAAUGAGUUGGCACAUAGAUGUGAAAACCCUAUCGCCAAUGAUACUGUCUUCUUUGACCCAAGGAGAGUCUUCUACCGUAACAGGUAUUGCGCUCUUUGUCACGGCGUCAACUCCUCCGAACUCACCCCUUACUUCAUUUUUGUACCAUGCCUGGACAACCUUCCAACUGAGGAUACAUUUUGUGGACAGGAACCGUAUGAAAUCGACGGGAUUUUCGCUCCUCGACCUCGGUCAUGUUUCGAUGAAUCUUCCAUCAUUUCACAAUGUGACUCACAAAUAAACAACCAAAGCUCACAGUCACUUUGUUCAAACGAAGAGGAGCGGAGGGUCUUUAUUAAUGGAAGUAUUUACCGAAACGAAGAUUGCGCGAAGUGCAAUGGGGUGCAACUACCUAACGACACAUUUAAAUGUAUUGAUAGUGUCCCUAUUGUAAAACCUGUUAACGCUUUUAACGCGGGUUACUAUUAUCCUAUAUUGACAUGUCCUGAAGGCAUGAUACCAACUGGAACAGAAUGUGUUCCAGAAGGGAUUUCAUGGCCAGAAUGCGAUAACAGAACCAUCAUUUUUGCUGUUGUAGCCAAAGGUUCUUGGCAGUGUUACGAUGGUUUUUAUGGUUUGGAAGUUAUAAAGUCUUUACCAACACUAGAAACUCCUGUUGUCUCCGACUAUGAUUUCAAUUUUGACAUCGAUGAAUUAAAUUUCACCACCUUCUUAGAAAUCCCUGCAGACUCCUUACCCACAACAUUAAGACAAUUCAAAAGCGAUGUUGAGGAAAGCCUAGAGGAAUUACGGGAAAAGAGUUGCCCUGAUAAAAAAGUUAUCAUCCGAGAAAGAUGCAAUCUUGACUUUGGUCUUAGUAGGUCUACUUCUUUAUUUCAUGUUCAGGAUAAACCCCAGUUAUUUGAACCUAUAGAAUACAAUGGGACUGUCUAUAUCGCGUAUGAUAACACUACUUUCAUAGCACCAGUUUUGUGGGAAAAUGACACCUACCUCACACGUUUCUCAGAUGAAUGGAAUUUUACCAAAGAACUAUCCUUUUCCCUUUACGGACAUGUCGUAGACUUACAAACGUGCCCGUCAAUCAUUGUUGGAGCUUCUCUCAUUACCGAAGACACAAGGGGAAAUGUGACCAUUUUUAUAUACCAAAGCAUUUCAUUCCCUCCGGAUAAGUACACCCGUUUCAAGAAUGGAUCUGUCCGUCUCUGCUGGACUUUGUCCGAUCCUCCAGAACCCGUCAGCUUGUUCAGUUAUUCCAGAGGACAGUAUAUCCUGAACGCCAUCCUUUUUACUCUUUCCAUGACGUGUCUCUUCGCUACGUUGAUCACAUACUGCGUCUUCAAGCCUCUGAGGAAUCUUCAAGGCAUAUCUACAAUGAACUUUGUUUUUGCUCUUUUCGUAGCGCAGGUGAUGCUCCAAUUUGUGUCUUCCUCCGUGAGUUCAAUUCCAACCGCUUGUACGAUAGCAGCUGCUAUAACACAUUACUUUCUGCUUGCCGUCUUCACCUGGACAAAUGUCUUGGCAUGGGAUCUUGUUCGUCACUUUGCAUCUUCAUCCUUUGUACCAAAGAGACAUAAGGAGACAAGACGACUGAUCGUCUACCAUACCAUUGGUUGGUGUCUUCCUCUCAUCAUCAUCGUUCCCUGUCUCAUCGUCCAAAGUCAGAACCCAUCACUCUUUCGCUAUGGCAAGAUCGGAUCAGGUUGCUGGAUCUACCAAGCGAAAGACAUUGUCUUGGCCUUCUUGGUGCCUGUUGCUGUCAGUUUUCUUAUCAAUCUUGUUUUCUUCGUGUUAACGGCAUGGGGUGUUCACAAGAGCAAACGUGAUUCUAGCGUCCUUCAUGAAGGAACGGGAAAGCGACAUAAGGAAAUGUUCACCGAAUUGGCGGUCCACUUUAAGAUAUCCUGUCUGCUUGGUUUUGGAUGGUCCUUUGGUUUCAUCGCUUCAUUUACCAAUUCUGCUUCUGUUUGGACCAUCUUCAUCCUGACCAGCUCUCUUCAAGGGGUAUUCGUUUUCAUCUUCUUCGGCGCUAAUCAACGAGUAAGGGAUCUCUGGCGAAAAAAGGUUUGCGGAUCGGCAGCACAAACAAGAACUUCAACCCUGGCAUUAACAUCUUCUACAAGUGUGGGAUCAAAGACAAAGAGUAAUAUAAAAACUACUUCUUCGUGUUCGACUACCCGUGCAUAGGAAUUCAGCUCUAUUCUUUUUCAUGAACUUGUAAAUAUUAUUGGGCGACUAUUUAGCCUACGCCUGAUGGAUGAAAUGCUUUAGUUUGGGGUCUUAGUCACGUAGUCAUAGAAUAUGACGUAAUUAAUUUAACUCAUUAGUUAUUAGCAGUACUUGAUAUAUGUUGCAUAAAGUUUGUCUGAUAUUUUCUGACAGUUGAAAUGGUUGUUCCAAAAUAUGUCAAGCCCGGGGUUAGCACUUGGGGUUAACGAAACUUUAAUUUGUACACAGUACCAAUAUUCACCGGAUUCGGCAAACUUUCGCAUGCCUCUUCAUGCGGCAUGAGUGUCAUGGUGGCCCGAUUUACUAUCACAAAAUGGCAACAUUGCCUUCACUAAGUUUAAAAGAUAAAUAGAAUGAUCCAUGUGUUUUGAUGAAUGGACGAAAUGGAUUUGUAAUGUAAAAUUUCUUUAAUAAGGUAUUGAGUCACAGAAUGGUGAUAAUUAUCAUAGGCGGCGGAAGUGGGGGGGGGGGAUAGGUCCCCCCA